AUGGAACAUAUUAUUAAUGUCAUGGUAAUACACUCUCAUUCUGGUGGUUAUAGAACUUGGGAUUAUAUUUCUCAACAUUGGAAAGAAUUUGGUAAUAUUCAAAUAAAUAUGUCUUUCAAAAAUGAAAAUCCAGAUAUUCUUGUUUUUGGAGACUGUGCUGGUGCUCCUUAUCAAUUUAAACUAGAAGAAUUGGAUAGUAUUGAAAGUUAUUUAAAUGAAAAUUGUAAUAAGCAUUUGUUAGGAACGUAUGCAGUCUUUUAUCAUAAAGAAGGACCACAAGGGAGAGUUCAUGAAUACGAUAAUCGUGGCUUAUGUAAAUAUUUUGGAAUUAUUCCAGAAAUACAACUAGUAACAUCUAAGAUGCCUCAUGACCCAACGUAUCUCAUUAAUUAUCAAAAUCCAUUGUUAUGGAAAAACAUCAUGCAGCCAUACACAAGUAAAGGAUAUUCAAGUUCACAAGUCCCAAAAAAUGGAGUGUGGAUAGAAAAUGACCAAGUCAAAGGUCUGAAAAGUGAUGUGAAAAUAUUAGCAGAGACACUUGAUGGAAAAUGUAUCAUUACAAAUAAAGUAACAACUAAAUAUACUUCAUUGUAUAUUAGCCAUAUGCCAGAGUAUGAGUCUAUGAUAGGAAAUAAAGUUGAUGGACAAAUGUUGUACAAUUGUCUAGUUUAUUUAAUGAGUCAAAACGUAGAGACUCCAUUAGUAAAUUUGUGUAUGAAAACUUUAAAAUAUUGUAAAAGCAAAGAAGAAGAAAUUCCACUUCCUUUAGUUAAGUUAUUAAGACAGUUUCAAUGCGUAAUUGAACCAUAA
This is a messenger RNA of Entamoeba nuttalli P19, 810 nucleotides long. RefSeq lists its product as hypothetical. The transcript has 3 exons. The record is from RefSeq and is a predicted model, not a curated record. The coding region runs from base 1 to 810 and encodes 269 amino acids. NCBI's taxonomy places the organism in Eukaryota, Evosea, Mastigamoebida, Endamoebidae.